AUGGACAUAACAAGCUUUGAAGACUUUAUCUUUGCUGGCUCGACGACGGCCUCACCCGUGUUUCUUCGAUUUCUGAGGAGUCUUAGACAGGAGGUGUCAGCUCGGGGUGUGUUUACACAUGGCGAUAUCCGACCUGCAAACAUUAUUGUGCGUCAAGGCGAAGACUUGACUUGGAAAGUCGUCGCGCUUAUUGAUUGGGAGACCAGUGGCUUCUAUCCUUCAUACUGGGAAUGCGUCAAGAUGACAAACAAUUUCCAUCAUACAGACAAUCACGACUGGUACUUGUACCUGCCAGAAUCUGUAUCUCAACAUCGGUAUCCCGUUGACUGGCUCGUCGACAGAGUAUUGGAUAUUCAUCUUAAGAAUAGUUAG
Molecule: messenger RNA, 372 nt
Organism: Pseudovirgaria hyperparasitica
Lineage: Eukaryota; Fungi; Ascomycota; Dothideomycetes; Acrospermales; Acrospermaceae
Exons: 1
Coding region: 1-372 (123 amino acids)
Source: RefSeq, a predicted model, not a curated record